Molecule: messenger RNA, 2275 nt
Organism: Zophobas morio
Lineage: Eukaryota; Metazoa; Arthropoda; Insecta; Coleoptera; Tenebrionidae
Gene: Ctps
Product: CTP synthase
Exons: 7
Coding region: 115-1920 (601 amino acids)
Biological process (GO): CTP biosynthetic process; pyrimidine nucleobase biosynthetic process
Cellular component (GO): cytoplasm; cytoophidium
Molecular function (GO): identical protein binding; CTP synthase activity
Source: RefSeq, a predicted model, not a curated record
CAGUGCCGCCAGUGGUUCCAAAAGUCGCCAUCCAACCGAUCGUACAAAACGUGAAACGAAGAAUCACAGACGGCAUAACGAACAUAUUUCCGAAAGAAGAGAGUUUACAUAAAAAUGAAGUACAUUCUGAUUACCGGUGGUGUAAUUAGUGGUGUUGGAAAAGGCGUAAUUUCGAGUUCUUUUGGUGCCAUUCUGAAGUGCUGCGGAAUUGAAGUCACAUCCAUUAAAAUUGACCCAUACAUCAAUAUAGACGCUGGGACGUUUUCUCCAUACGAGCACGGUGAAGUGUAUGUUUUGGACGAUGGUGGUGAGGUCGAUCUUGAUCUCGGGAACUACGAACGGUUCUUAAAUAUCACAUUACAUCGUGAUAAUAACAUUACAACGGGUAAAAUUUAUCAGGCCGUCAUAGAAAAAGAAAGACAUGGUGACUACUUGGGAAAAACUGUUCAAGUCGUGCCGCACAUUACGGAUGCCAUUCAAGAAUGGGUAGUACGAGUAGCGAAAAUUCCCGUUUCGGAAUCUGGAAAAAUACCGGAAGUGUGCAUAAUAGAAUUGGGAGGGACUAUAGGAGACAUAGAAAGUAUGGCAUUUGUUGAAGCUUUUAGACAAUUUCAGUUUCGCGUAAAACGCGAAAACUUUUGUGUGGCACACGUUUCUUUAGUACCACAGCCACGUACUACCGGUGAACAUAAAACUAAACCUACGCAAUCAUCUGUUAGAGAACUUCGAGGUUUAGGACUAUCGGCGGACAUAAUCGUUUGCAGAUCCGAAAAACCAAUAGGUCAAGAUGUAAAAGACAAAAUUUCAAAUUUUUGUCAUGUUGAACCAGAACAGAUAAUUAGCAUUCCUGAUUUGCGUUCAAUUUAUGAAGUUCCUGUGUUUAUGGAAUCGCAUGGAAUUGCUGAGUAUUUAUGCAAAAGAUUAGAUUUAGGCGUGAAACCCCUACCUCCAAUGAGAAAAUAUAUGAAACAAUGGAUCGAGCUCACAGAACGUAUUGAGCAUCUGAAGUAUGAAGUAAAUGUUGCGCUAGUAGGGAAGUAUACGAGGUUGGAAGACUCUUAUACUUCAAUUACAAAAGCGUUGCAGCAUGCUGCAAACAAAAUUGGGUAUAAGAUGAACAUCAAGUUCAUUGAAGCUUCCAAUUUAGAAAAAGCGAUGUUGACCGAAGACCCAGCAGCUUACCACGAUGCUUGGCAUCAGCUUUGUAAAUGCGACUGUGUAGUUGUUCCUGGUGGUUUUGGUAAACGAGGUGUAGAAGGCAAGAUUGAAGCUUGCAAAUGGUGUAGAAUGAACAAUAAACCAUUUUUGGGUAUCUGCUUGGGCUUCCAAACUGCUGUGAUUGAAUUUGCUAGAAAUGUUCUUAAUUUAAACGAUGCGAAUUCGGCGGAAUGUAAAGAAAAUUUAGAGCACCCUGUAAUAAUAGACAUGCCAGAACAUAAUACAGGGGAUAUGGGGGGAACAAUGAGACUAGGAAAACGGACUACUGUUUUUAAACCCAAUGUACAAAGCAGGAUUAAACGUCUUUACGGAAAUAAAGAACAAAUAGAAGAACGGCACCGGCACCGGUAUGAGGUGAACCCAAAAUACAUUGAAGACCUUGAAAAAAAUGGAUUAAAAUUUGUUGGAGUAGAUAUAGACGCAGAACGUAUGGAAAUCCUUGAAUUGCCUUCUCAUCCGUAUUACGUAGCAGUUCAGUUCCACCCAGAGUAUUUGUCAAGACCCAUGGACCCCUCACCGCCGUUUAUGGGUCUUAUCUUGGCAGCAAAAGAUAGGCUGAAUUCUUAUUUUGCCAGAGGUUGUAAAUUAUCUCCACGAGAACCUCAAUCUGAUUAUUAUGAUUCCGAUGACGAUUUGGAUCAUCUAACGUUAAAACAAGCAACCCUCUAUUCCACAGAUGAAACAGACGGUAGCAGCACUUAAACAGUACAUAGUACUACAUUCCAGUUUCUGUCAUUAUUAUAAAGUCGUUUGCAAUAUGUUAAUACUAAGAUUUCGAACAUUUAAACUUGAUUUUAAAUAAGACUGAAAAUUUCUGAAUUCAAUAACUGUGCCACUGCAAUGUGUUUCAAAACACAUAUAUCUUGAUACAAAGCUUCAGCAUAAAUUGUUCUAGUUCUGCUUGUAUUUUCGUUCGUAUUUAAAAUUAUACAUACACACGUCUUAGUUAAAAUUAAGUCGUUUAAAACUUUAUAGAUUUAUAAAAUUUGUUCAUUGCCGCAAUUUUUUAGUUUAUUUUUGUAAAUUCAAAAAUCUGAAAAUAUAUAUUUUUGCUUCA